CUGGUGCGGGCCAAGGGCGCCGGCUCCGGCGCUGGCGUCGGCCUCGGCGUCGGUGUCGGCGUCAGCGUUGGCAGCGGCAGUCGCUACAAGGUGACCGCUCGCUGUGUGCCAGAAGUGAGCAUCACAUCGCCCACCAGCGUCAGCCAACAGCAGCAGCAACUACAACUGCAACAAGAACAACAUGAAGCACCGAACAAACACAUAACGCUGCUGCGCAGCCGGUCACAGCCAUCUGCUAACAGCAUUUUCUCGCCAGGCUUAGGCUUGGCCGCGGGCAGCGCCACUCUGGUCGAGGAGGAGGACUUCAGCUUGCUGUCAACGGAGCCAGUCACUUGGUCGGCCAGUGGCAGCGGCGCCAACAAGAAUGUGCUGCAGCGUCAGCUGGCGACAACCACGCAGCUAGAGGAGCAAGAGCAGCAGCGCCAGCAGCUGCACGAGCAGGAUCAGGAGCAGCAGCAGCAGCAGCAACAGCAACAGUCUUUGGGCGACAUUGAGCCGCCCAACGAGCUGACACCGCUGGUGGAGGAGCGCUGCGCCGCUGCCACAAUAACGGGCGCAAUACACAACCCGACGACCAAUAGCUACAGCCACAACUCGAAGACGACGCGCUCCUGGCCAGUUAUCUAUCGGAAUCCGCAUCACUGUGACUACGAGGCGCUCUACGUGCAACAGCCACCGGCACAGCCGUUAUCGCAGCCGUUCAAGCAGAACUGUUAUUCCAAUCAGUUCAAGCAAUCGAUUGUCUACUCCAGCAGCAAUGAGGAGCUACCGGGCGGACCAGAGCUAACGGAGGUCACGCCCCGACAAACCACAUGUUACUAUUUUGCGCCCAGUCGGCGCAACAGCAUUUAUGAGCAUCCCUCGUCCGUGGUGGGCGGCUCCUUGCAGUUUGACGCGGCCGGCAACGCAGCGACCACAGCGGCAGCAGCUGCCGCCGUCGAGAGUCUGAGAAGGAGCAACAGCAUCCUGCUCAGGCAGAACAGCUGCGCCAAGGUUAUACAGCGCAGGGGCAGCGGCAGCGCCGGCGCCGUCGCCUUGGAGACAUCCACAUCGCUCAGCUCACAAAUGGACGGCAUGGGCAUGGGCAGUGGAACUGGUGGUAGCGCCUGCUGCUCCAGCUGCUGCAUGGGCCCACCGCCCGUCCUGUUCCUCUUCGUCACGCUGCUAAUGACCACCAGCGCCACGGCCAUGUUAUGUGCCGCCAUCAUGACUGAUCACUGGGAGCACGUAACAUGGGAUCGCAACAGUCUGGAUCGUUACUCGAAUCGAUCGGGUCUGCAUCUGGAAUGGCUUCUGAAUGACCAGGUGGCUAUGCUUAAGUCAGAUAAAAGGGCUGAUCAUCGCUUUCGACGCGAUUCCGUUUUUCUGGUGCCAAUGCACGGCGGCAUCUGGACGCUGUGCAUCGAUCUGCCCAUUCAGCAGCUGCAGGAGCUGCGCCGCAAUCCAAAGUUUCCACGCGGUGCACCGCCGUGUGUCAACUACUUAGCCGGGUCCAUGGAGAACGCGCGCGGCGAGGAGCAGCGCAACGAUUGGCAGCACAGUGAGUCACAGGUCAUCACACUGCAGCCGCAUCUGAGAAUGCAAAACCUGUCCAUAUCCUGCUCACUCGUCUGCCUCAUCAUACUGGGCAGCGCCGCUUUGGUGGGCGCCUUUGGCGUCUGUCAGCGCCAAAUAAGCGCCAUCCUUAUUACGGGCGUCAUGUAUCUACUGGCGGCUCUGUUUGCGCUGUUCACGCUGAUGAUAAUACACUUUAAGCGGCAGCAGGGACGCCCGAUGUUGGACAGCGACUACGAUGGCACCGUCGAUGGGAUUGUGGCGCGACCGGGCGGAGUCGCUAUUAUGGCCAAACCGCUGCUGGGCGCUCGCGUAUUCUUAACUUCGUGGAGUCUGGAUCUGGGCUGGGGCGGCGUUGUGUUGUGCGCCAUUACGUCGGUGCUAUGGAUUCUGCUGUCAAAGAUCAUGCGGUAUAACCCCUUCUCGGCGCUCAUGAUUUAGCUAAACGCCCUGCCGCUCAGCGGCUAUGGCAGCUAUGACGGCUACUAUGGCAGCUACGGCAGCACCAACAGUAACAGCAGCAGCGGCAGCGCCAGUUUCCUGCUGGCGGGCGCCACAUCGUCGACGCGGCAAGCGGAGCAUAGGGGCAAAGGCAAAUACAUACUUUGAAUCUCCACUUCUCCCACUAAAAACUAAUCCCUGAUCUGUCUCUCUCGAAAUUCCACACUGCAUAUUAAACGGUUGAUUUCGAUUACUUUGAAUGCGCGCCCUCUACUCAGUUAUCAGUGUUGGAAAAUGUACCAAAAAUAUGAAACCGCAACAGAAUCAAUUGCCUUGUUCUUAUAUUAUACCGUAUACUUAUACUUAUACAUUAACUUAUACUUAUAAAACUAUAUCUUACACUUAUUGUAAAUCAAAUUUACGAUACUCUCUCUGUCUCUCUCUCUCUCUCCGUAUCUAUGCAAAUUUUGUAUACAUUAUAUUUAAAUACUGAGCAACUCUUACACGAAAGAACUCUACACACCACACAUUAUACAGGCCAUAAAAACAUUUGUUAUAUAGAAUUGAAAAUGUUCGGGAUCUAUUUACAAAUACCCAAACACGGCUUUUGCUUCGAAGCUCUUAUCUAGUAACAAUAUCGCUUGCAUAGCAAUUUCUAGCUUAUCACAAGUUAAUGGGCCGAAAAAUAAUGUAGUUCUGCGGUACUGUUGCUUAAAAAAAUAACAAAAUAAUACAAAAAAGAAUGGGUUAAACCAAUACAACUAUCAAAACUAUUCAUAGAGUGCUAUAAACUAUGGUUUACUAAACUUAUUGUAUUUGUGUAUUAAGAGCAUCAACUGAAAUAUGUUCUUAUAAAACCAACAAGUGUAUUUUUAUGCAAACGCUUCGCCUUAACAAAAAAAA
Messenger RNA from Drosophila montana, 2898 nucleotides. RefSeq lists its product as uncharacterized. NCBI's taxonomy places the organism in Eukaryota, Metazoa, Arthropoda, Insecta, Diptera, Drosophilidae. The transcript has 4 exons. The record is from RefSeq and is a predicted model, not a curated record. The annotation marks the transcript as partial.